GUGUAGUUGAUCAUUAACAGGCAGCUCCAAUUUAUUUUGUUCAGUGAUGCUGUCAGGCAGCACUUCACUUCCUUCCAGGAGACAGUGACUACCUGUCAGCUGUUGUUUCUACAUCAACUAUGCACCCAUACCACAGAUCUCAGUCCAGACCGGACCAUCUGUUCUCUGAGGGCCCAGCAGGUCAGGAUCACUGUGGGCCAUCCAGAUCUUUGUGUGGUGCAUCAGCGCACUCAGCAUCAACAUAUGUGAGCUACCACAAGGAAUCUGCAGAGAUAUAUCCACCAACAAGCAAUCGAGACUCACACUGCCCAGUCUGCCUGCAGACGGCCAGCUUCCCAGUGCAGACCAACUGUGGCCAUGUGUUCUGUGCUCCCUGCCUUAUCGCCUACUGGAGACAUGGGUCAUGGUUGGAUGCAAUCAGCUGCCCCCUCUGUAGACAGAAGGUCAGCGUGCUGUGUCACCUAUUUAACGAGAGUCGAUCAGACCGACAGUCAAAGGAAGUACUUGGGGAAAUCACGGACUACAACAAACGUUAUUCUGGAGCCCCACGACGGGUAACAGACUACCUUUGUGACGCGCCCCUCCUCCUGCAGUUACUGGCCCGUGGCCUUGGCACCAUAGGAGGGCUUGUGUGGCUGUUUUUCUUCAGGGUGGCUCUGUGCUGCGUGGGGACUGUGGUGUCCCUCUCCUCCCCUCCUCUGGACUCGGUCUCUGCAUCGUCAGCAAGCCCCCUGGAGACAGACCCCACCCUCUGCGGACUGCUCGGGGUCCUGGAUGACCUGGUGGUGGUCAUUCUGCUCCUUAUCUGCGUCAUCAACAUCAACCAGCAAAUAACACCGGACAGAGGAGGACACUCUGCAAAUGCUACCACCCCACAAGGUGUGAUGGGGAAUUCACUGUAGAUGGAUGCUGCUGUAGAGUGUCAGUACAAGCUGUCUGACAUGGACUUUUAUUGGAUUUCUUCCUUCUGCCUGUAGCUAGAUGGAUUAGUAGAUACAAUAAUAUUGACAGCACCACAGCACGAAACAGUUGAGAUGUUGGAUGGUGUCUCAGCCUGUCAGACUCCAGGCCUGUUUGUCAAGUGUUUACAGAGCCUAUGCAACAGUUUAAAAUACAGUGUUAUGCAAUGUGGUGGCUCAGCUUUGGUUACAAAUGCUCCGUCCUUAAGUUCCUGAGGCCUCAAGUGUUUGGCUGGUAGCUUUUUAAUCCAUGUUAAAUUGGCAUAGAUCCACUGACUUGACAAUUAAAAUAGUAAAUUUUAAAUAAGUGUCAUUUUUACUCCUCUAACCUUGUGGCAAUUUUGCCACUUUGUUUCAGUGAGCUAAGGAGAAGCUGUCAUGUUAGUACUGUAAUAUUGACAUCUCUGUAAAUACUUAAUAUUGUAUACAUUUGUUUUUAUGUGUGAAAUAAAGAAUAUUUAUUGUCUUA
Messenger RNA from Lates calcarifer (barramundi perch), 1428 nucleotides. RefSeq names its product RING-HC_RNF170 domain-containing protein. NCBI's taxonomy places the organism in Eukaryota, Metazoa, Chordata, Actinopteri, Centropomidae. Gene Ontology annotation, molecular function: ubiquitin protein ligase activity. The transcript has 6 exons. Bases 120 to 902 code for a protein of 260 amino acids. The record is from RefSeq and is a predicted model, not a curated record.